Messenger RNA from Iphiclides podalirius (scarce swallowtail), 1698 nucleotides. NCBI's taxonomy places the organism in Eukaryota, Metazoa, Arthropoda, Insecta, Lepidoptera, Papilionidae. The record is from the annotation of a GenBank genome assembly.
AUGAUCGCCUUAUUCUUCCCCGGCCUCAGGGCUCACCUCGAUCCACCACUUUCUGAACCAUGGCUUAAAGCCUGCUCAAGUGUUACAGCAGACAAGUACAGAGACCAAUUAUGCGAUAAUAAGACGAGAAGUUGCACAACCCAGAUUUUAGGCCAUGACUACACGGAGGACUCAUGCCAAAUGGAGUACUUCCCUUCGAAUAGUGCUGCAUGCAAGAGCAUGAGCUUUUCACCGAUAGCGCCUAACGCUCACAUUGGCGGCGUAAGCCUGAAACCCUACGUGUUGGCCUUUGAGCACGUUUCAUAUGGCACCGUUUACACUGUGAACCAUACAGUGCUCAAUAUAACGUUCAGCAACAUCAAAUGGAAAACAAUGAAAUUCCGCUUCCAGUUCUCCAAGUACAAGAGCGUGGAGAACCACUGCAGGAACAUUGUGAUAUCGAACAAUGUGACGGUAAACGAUCAGUCAGUGCUCUACUACGACUGCUACUGGCCCGUGGCAGACGGGAACCCAAACGGACAGAGCCACAUCUUGGACUUCGAGGCCACGGAUGACGUCGUGGUCAAUCGCGGCCAGUAUUACUUCAACAUACCGACUGCACAGAUGCUGAGCCCCGCUGCCGCCGCGGGCGAUUGGAAGCCGUUCGUCUACAUCGAGAUACUGACGGACACGAUGAAGCUGCACAUUGUGAAGCCGCCAGAACACCUGCGAGUGGUGGCGUACCAGGUGGCGGUGGUGAGGGAGUGCGACAGGGAGACGCUUUGCCCUCUGGACGAGACGGUGGCGAACACCACCAUCCGGCUGGGGAGCGGCAACGGCACCAACGAGGUGGUCUACUCGACCAGCAUGCUGAAGAAGUCCGGCUCCUACUACUACGUGGUGACGGUGGUACGGGACGAGUGCAGGGCGGACGUCGCCCGGUGCCAGUACGUCGAGAGCCCCAGGAUCAGGAUCAGCAAUGAGGUGCAGACACUUAAUAUCUGCAUAGCGAGCGUGACUGCAUUGAUAGUGGCAACGCUGUUCGCUUACUACAUCGCGCUACGAGUGAUACGACGCUACUGCUGCAGGGAUUACAAUAGCCUCGCACCCGGCAAAGAGAUCCCCGCCCCGCCGAAGGUGCUGGUGGUCUACUCGCCGGCGAACCGGCUCCACGCGGAGUGCGUCGCCUCGUUCGUCAAGUACCUGCGCUCCGAGUGCGGCCUCGAGAUAAUGUACGACGGGGACAUUUCGUCCACGGCGCAUGCCGACCCCUUCAUAUGGGCGAGCGACUCGUUCGAAGUGGCGACCCACGUGCUGUACAUCGUCGGCCCGGCGGACGAGGGCAACGCCUACAACAGCAUAUACGACAAGCCGAUCAUCACGCCGCACAGGCACGUGGACAGCCUCAUCCUGGCGAUGGUGAGAGCCAGCCGGCCCGCCCGCUGCAGGAAGGACGUACUGAACGUCCUCUUCGAGCACUCGGACGGCCAGAUACCGGCGGAGACGAGGCGCGAUAAGUGCUUCCACCUGCUGAAAGACUGGCAGAAGCUGAUUUCGCACCUGUCGAAGAACCUACUGCCGAAGAGGCAGCUGAUGAGGACCGAGAAGGGGAAAUGUCUGGUGGAGGACCUAACGCGCGCUAAGAAACUGCUCACCGCCAAAAGGGACGACGUCGUGAUAAAGUGCGAGAAGAACUGGAACGAGAAGAAGGUGCUCCUG